Lytechinus pictus (painted urchin) is the source of this 3672-nucleotide messenger RNA. Its product is annotated as arylsulfatase B-like. NCBI's taxonomy places the organism in Eukaryota, Metazoa, Echinodermata, Echinoidea, Temnopleuroida, Toxopneustidae. The transcript is spliced from 7 exons. The coding region runs from base 86 to 1621 and encodes 511 amino acids. The record is from RefSeq and is a predicted model, not a curated record.
AGCUCGAGUGCAGUGGGGUGCGGUGCGCGCAGGAUCAUGAGAAAGACUGAUUGAAUUCGGACGUGUUUUUCUGUUAAAUCCAAUAAUGGAUUUCUCUCUAUUUUGCUUAUCUAUCCUUUUAUUUUUUAACUUUCCCACAUUACAUGCUUUGCCACCAAAUAUCGUGUUGAUACUGGCUGACGACUAUGGAUUCCAUGAUAUAGGUUAUCACAAUAACGGCUUCAUAAAAACACCGAAUUUGGACGGCCUUGCCAGCGCCGGAGUGAAGCUCGAGAAUUACUACGUGCAACCGAUAUGUACUCCGACGAGAAGUCAACUUAUGAGCGGCAAAUAUCAGAUACAUACUGGUCUUCAACAUGGCAUUAUCAAGCCUGCUCAGCCCAACUGUCUCCCUCUCAACGAUUCUACAUUGGCGGACAAACUGAGCGAUGCAGGGUACGAGACUCACGUCAUUGGGAAGUGGCACCUCGGCUUUUACAAGAGAGCAUGCUGGCCGACUAAUCGAGGAUUCAAAUCAUUCUUCGGUUACUUGAAUGGUGGCGAAGAUUAUUACACGCACAGCCUUGCAUUACAAUUCUUCUCCCAACACUGGCAUGGCCUUGACUUCCGUGACAACCUCGAACCUACAACGAACUACAGUGGUGUCUACUCGACUCAUGUCUUUGCACAACGUGCACAGCAGGUUAUAGAGCAGCACGACACACAGAAGCCCCUGUUUUUGUACCUGCCUUUCCAAGCUGUCCAUUCUCCUUUGGAAGUCCCAGAGAAAUACAUAGAGCCAUAUGAAUCCAUCGCAGACAAAAAUCGUAGGAUCUACGCUGGUAUGACAACGUGCAUGGACGAAGCUGUUGGAAACAUCACUGGAAGUCUGAAAAAAGCAGGCCUCUGGAAUAACACUGUUCUCAUUUUCUCCACUGAUAAUGGUGGUCAGGUUAUUGCAGGGGGAAACAACUGGCCCCUACGAGGCUGGAAGGGAUCACUCUGGGAAGGAGGAAUACAUGGUGUAGGCUUUGUAUCCAGCCCCUUACUGCCUGAUGACGUCCAGGGCACUAUCAACAGAGAACUCAUUCAUGUUAGUGACUGGUACCCAACCCUAGUUGAGGGUAUCGCUGGCUGGACCCUGGAAGGAGCCAAGCUGGAUGGAUACAAUGUCUGGCAAACCAUCAGCCAGGGGAUUUCUUCACCGAGAAAAGAGCUCCUUCAUAACAUCGAUCCACUGGGAGCACCGUCCCCACCCAAACCGCCCUUGGAACCCCCUAUACCCAGUUGUAACUUCACAUUUCCUUCCAAGUUCAAUGUUUCGACGAGAGCAGCCAUACGAUUCAAGGACUGGAAGCUAAUCACUGGCAACCCGGGGCCAGGGCACUGGAUUCCGCCUCCUGAAUCUGGACUGCAUCCUGUGAAACCAGUCGUACCUGAAGGGAAAUGCGUGUGGCUCUUCAACAUCAAGGACGACCCUUACGAGGUGUAUGACCUCUCCGACGAGCAAGGGGACGUUGUGAGGGACCUUCUAGACAAACUUUAUGAAUACCAGGAAGGUGCAGUCCCUGUGCACUACCCGGAUCAAGACCCACAGGCAGACCCAGCUCUUCACAACAACAUAUGGGAUAGCUGGGAAUAGAAUGUCACUACAAUGGCGUAGUCAGCGAAAUUGAACCUAAUUUGGGUUAGUAGUGUAGACAUGCUGAGGCUGUCUGGCAUUUUAAUUCUUAAAGCAUGCACAAAAAUGGAAAGAAGAAGGAAGGCAUGAUUAAAUAAGGGAAUGUAAUAGUUAAAAUGAAAAAAAAAAUGCACAGAAAAUGCAUGAUUGAUAGUCAGAAGAUUAGCUGUAUGUAUUCCACUUUAGAAUGUCUGAAACCAAUCAACUUUUCAAUAUACAGGUAUUGAUAUUUCAUGCUCAUUGCCCUUUAUUUGGACCAAGCAGACUGGCUGUCAUAAGAUUAUUGUAAACAUGGUAUUAGUUGAGCCUCUGCUUUAGGAACUUCUCUAAAUUAGUCAGCAAAAGCUAAAAGCAUAGAAUUUGGGUCUGGUGUAUUUUUAUGUUACACCAAGUAUCUUUUUGAAAAUGCGUUACGUUAUGGAUAUUUUCAUAUUGUCCCUAGUUAGUAGUCUAUUUGGGCCAAAUUUAUCAUAUGUAGGAAAUAUGCUGAUGAUUGACAUAUGGUUGGUUAGUCAUGAUAUUGCAUCGGCGUCAGGGUCAUGAUAGACACAUUUUGUAUUGUGAAACAGAGGUUGCUUUUGUAUGUUACUUCUUUUCAGGGUAGAAUAGUUAAAGAUGUUUAUUUUCUGUAGUGCAAGUCCAAUAGUUCUUAUCCGGUAGGAUGCGAAAGUUAUUGUAUGUUUGAUUUUGCCAGCACCGUUUUGAGGCUUGGAUGAAUGCAAGGAAUGCUCCCAAGGGAGUGGAAAUUGUGCUCUUUGUCCGAGAUUGAAAUGAAUCCAAUGACCGGGGUAAUGAUAUGCUGUAAAGCGCUUUGAGCCGUUAUGGGAAAAGCACUGUAUAAAAACUAGCUAUUAUUAUUAUUAUUAUUAUUAUCAAGAGAUAAGUCUGAUUUCAGAUCAACUUAGAUAGAUAUCUUGAUAAAGCUCUUUCUCAAACCAUUUACAUUUCUGUUCUUCAUCUGUCCAACUCAUCGUAGACAUGCCACGUACACCAGAAAAUGACUAUUCCGUCUUCCACAAAAUUACAACCAAAAAACAAAUUUAUCAUUCAUAUUGCUGACUUCCUCUUUCACUUCACUAUGUUUUGUUGACUUAAUGAGUACAUUGGAUCUUAUGAGUUUCUCCUUGUGAUUUCAAAAGAUUUUUUUCAUGCCUUCGGUAUUUCAUACUUUUAAUGCCUUUUUCUUAAAAUCAAUAAAAUACAUGUGACCUUGAAUGGUACAUAUUCUUGUGCAUAUUGUGCCUGUGAAAUAUUAUCGAUUUUCUCUGGUGUUUUUAUAAGGUAAAAGAGAAUUUCCUACAAUAUACCAGAUAAGAUGUUGACACAGGUUCAAAGUCUGAUUACCAAGAUUUUCUUACUCUUGAAAAUAAACUUCAUCGAAGUUUAACUUUAUCAGAUGGAAAUAUAAAUGAUUGGGAAUGUGAUUUAGCAUCCAAGAUAAUAUACCUUUCAUAGCGUCGCAUGUAACUUCAUGAACAACUUGAUGCUAAGACCACCUGGUGGCCGUUUCAUAAAGCUGUUCGUAAGUUAAGAGCGACUUUACGACCGACUGGUGAACCCAUCUUACGCGCUAAACCAUCGCCAAUUCAAUAUACCAUCUACCACAAGAAAGGAUUACCAGUCGUUCUUAAAGUCGCUCUUAACUUACAAACAGCUUUAUGAAACAGCCACCAGGUAUGAUCAAUGACAGACCUGUCUACCCUAAAUUUCAUGGAUCUGUAUUAAGGCUGACUAAGAUAGAAUGCUUUCAUUUCUACAUUAAACACAAAUAUCCUAAAUUUCCAUCAGAAAUUUUUAAGUUACUUUCACACUUAUUUGUUGAUCAUCAUUGAGGACUUCUUUGGAAUCAUUUCUCAGGUUCUUAAUCAAAUUUAAAUCAGAUCCACAGGGAUCCCACAGGGCUAUGUUGUGUAGCCCAUGCUAUUUUAGUAACUCUACUAAUAACAAUGACCAAUGACAGUGUACAUGAUUACCAAUGAAUUUGAAAUAAAAUUUGAUGAUUGUGACUAACA